Juglans regia (Persian walnut) is the source of this 2088-nucleotide messenger RNA. Its product is annotated as bZIP transcription factor TGA10-like. The record is from RefSeq and is a predicted model, not a curated record. Lineage: Eukaryota; Viridiplantae; Streptophyta; Magnoliopsida; Fagales; Juglandaceae. The transcript is spliced from 11 exons. Gene Ontology annotation, biological process: DNA-templated transcription; regulation of DNA-templated transcription. The coding region runs from base 469 to 1899 and encodes 476 amino acids. Gene Ontology annotation, molecular function: sequence-specific DNA binding; DNA-binding transcription factor activity.
ACGUUGUUUCUCCCUGGUCUUCUGUGGUUUCUGAUCUCCAGAGAGAGAGAGAGAGAGAGUUGAAUAACACAUCUCUUAUUCUUUAGAACCGCUUUAUCUGAAAAUCUGGUUUUCAGAAAGUCGUCUGCUUCUGUGUGAAAGAGAGAGAGAGAGAUUAGGGGGAGCACAAAUUUAAUACCUUUAUCUUUUGUUUGUUUGUAUUCAAUUCAAUUCAAUUCAAUUCCUUCUUUUCCUCUCUCUCUUUUCCUGCAUCUUCCAGUCGAGCUCCCUCCACUAUCCAUAACCGACUCUCCCUUCCUCUCACAAUUUAAUUGCUCAGAUCUCAAUCUUGCUGGGUAAUGAAGGAGAGGAAAUGGUCAUCGGAGGAAAAAGUGGGUGGUGGUUUAAUCAUUAAUGCACGGGGCUUUCAGGAACUCUUGAAGUAGGAGAAGAUCAAGAGCAAAAAACCAAGCUUUAGGGACUCCUUCCAUGGCUUCAAAUAUUAAGGCCACCAGUCACCAGACCCAAGUACAACGACUACAACACCACCAUAGGCAACAACAUCAACCGCAGCAUCAGCAUCAAACACAAGAUCAUCAUCAGUUUCCUUAUGGGAUGAUGCAACCAUCUUCAUCAUCCUCCUUUCCUGAAAACUUCAUAAGCAAAGAUUCCGGAGCUUAUGAUUUAGGAGAAUUGGAUCAAGCCCUUUUUCUUUACCUGGAUGAACAAGACCCCUCUACUCUCCAAGACCAAAGACGAUUUAUUUCUGCAGAGAACCAAGGAAUGAGGCCUCCAACUCUGAACAUUUUUCCAUCUCAGCCUAUGCACGUAGAGCCACCAUCAACAAAAGCAAGUACGGGGUUGGUUUCUCCAGCAACGAGUGGUUCCAAGAGACCAUCGGGACCGUUGAUGGAGUUGGCCAACGCACGCAAUGACGCUCCCUCGGGGCAUGAACCUGCCAAAGCGAUGAAGCUGCGUGGAGGUAGCCGCAAAGGUCCAACAUCAAGUUCAGAGCAGGAAGGACCCAAAACACCAGAUCCAAAGACUCUGAGAAGACUUGCUCAAAAUAGAGAGGCGGCUAGGAAAAGCAGGCUUAGAAAAAAGGCCUAUGUUCAGCAGUUAGAAUCAAGUAGGAUUAAGCUCACUCAGCUAGAACAAGAACUACAACGAGCUAGGGCUCAAGGCAUAUUUUUUGGUGGAGAAUCUCUUUUAGGCGGAGAGCAGGGAUUUCCACUUGCUGUUAGCAACAUUAGCUCAGAUGCUGCUGUCUUUGACAUGGAGUAUGCUAGGUGGCUCGAGGAACAUCAUCGAAUCACGUGUGAGCUCCGAGCUGCAGUACAGGAGCAUUUGCCAGAGAAUGACCUUCGGCUCUUUGUCGACAAUUUCUUAGCACAUUUUGACGAGGCAAUGAACCUCAAAAGCAUGGUUGCCAAAACCGACGUAUUCCAUCUUGUCUCCGGCAUGUGGAAGACUCCGGCGGAACGAUGCUUUCUAUGGAUCGGUGGAUUCAAGCCAUCUGAGCUCAUCAAGAUUAUAUUGAAUCAAAUUGAGCCAUUAACGGAGCAACAAAUAAUGGGUAUAUGUGCGCUGCAACAAUCUACACAGGAGGCUGAAGAUGCUCUAUCUCAAGGGCUUCAAGCUCUCAACCAGUCACUCGUAGAUACCAUAACCUCCGACUCAUUGAGUAGCCCUCCCAACAUGGCAAACUACAUGGGUCAGAUGGCUCUAGCCAUGAACAAGCUCUCAACUGUUGAAGGCUUUGUUAGACAGGCGGACAAUCUGAGGCACCAGACCAUUCAUCGGCUGCAUCAAUUUCUGACAACACGUCAAGCUGCAAGGUGUUUUCUGGCAAUUGCGGAGUACUUCCAUCGUCUCCGAGCUCUUAGCUCCCUCUGGCUAGCACGCCCUCGACAGGAAUGAUGGAUAGAAAGAAAAGGAAAAAAAAAAAGAACCCUAGACCCACAUCAUAUCUUUAUCAUAUCUAGCUAGCUCCCUUAAUAGUACUCUUAAUGCAGCUUUCUUUUGUCUCCAUUUUCCCCUUAUAUAGAGAUGUAUAGAACCAAUAUUAUACAUAGACAAUUUUAAAUCUGAAGCAGUAGAAUUCUCUCU